Molecule: messenger RNA, 1452 nt
Organism: Dimorphilus gyrociliatus
Lineage: Eukaryota; Metazoa; Annelida; Polychaeta; Dinophilidae
Source: the annotation of a GenBank genome assembly
UCAUUCUCCACUACAUUAGCAGACAGACUUUUCUGCAGUGACCGUUCAAAAUAGAAAAAAUUUGGAAAAAUGGGAAAUAAUUUUGCUUUACCAACUGAUAAAAAGGAGGAAAGUAUUGAUGGUAUCGACUACUACUAUAUAGAUGUGGAUUUAAGUGACCGAACUGUUCUCUAUGAUUAUCUCUUGCAAAAGAAGGUUCGCAAAGAGAACGGAAAAUGGAAAUUCGAAGGAUAUUCAAACAUUAGAGAGAAAAAUUCUAAAGAAGUCGCACAAAUAAGUUUAAUGUAUCAUUUCAUUAAUCAUGGAAGAUGGCUUGAGAAAAAAGGACCUAAAGGUGAUGUAGAGUCUAACGAAGAUGCUGAUGACGAAAAAGAAUAUGGUUUGAUGAAAAAGUCAUUUUUCCAAGAAUUAACAAACACUGGAAGUGACGAUCAGAGUGAUAUUCCUUACUGCGUUCUACCAGUUUAUUAUCCAGGUGAGACUGUUAGAGGUAAACUGCGCUUAAAAACAACUAAACCAUUCGAUUUGGAAAAUAUCAAUGUUGCAUUCACUGGGGGAGCAUUCACUCGUUAUAGAAUACACACUGGCAGAGGAUACUAUGACUCUGUAGCUGAAGAUAAGUAUGUUGAUAGUAAGAUGGUCUUGUGGAACAAAGGGGGUAACUUUUCGGAUAUUAAGUCAAAGAAUCCUUCGGCUGGUGAUUCUUUUAGACCUGGAGAAUACGAAUGGCCUUUCGAAUUUCAUAUUCCCUUGGAUGGCACAUUUUCUUCAGUUCCUUGCUUAAACCCGUGUAAAGUUAAUUAUGGCUAUGCUGGUUGUAGAAUUAAAGCUACAAUGGACAAAGGAAAUCUAUUCAGUCGAGGAAGCAUGAUAUCAUGCUUCGGAGUAUGGAUUGAAAAGGAAUCUGACGUUGCUGCUAACCUGGAAAACCUUAAUCCUGUAUUGGAUAAAAAAUAUCAACAAACUGGACUUUUCAAUGACGGAUUCAUUCAGUUGGUAGUUAAACUUCCAAAAUCAGGAUAUGUGAUUGGCGAAGAUAUUCCUUUGAAUGUGGAAGUUGACAAUCGAAGUAGUGGGCCUAUUGAAUGUAUUGAAGCAAUGCUUGUAUUAAGUGGAAAAUAUAAUACGGGAGCGUCCAAAUUCUCGUGUACAAAAUCUUUUAAACAUUGCUCUGAUCGAUUAACUUCUGGUCCGAUAAGUUCAGGAGAAUCGCCGGUUUUCGAUUGGACACUACGAAUGGUUUUCUCUAAUACAGAAAUCGACGAACAUCUUUUACCUACAUCGGAUUUGGCAUGUUCUUUGCUAAAAGUUAAAUAUAAUCUUUAUGUGACUGCUAAGAGAGCUAAACUACAUAAAGAUGUAGUUUUGAAAAUACCCAUCGAAAUAGGGAACGUUAAUAGCAAAGAAAUGAAAACUUUCAGCUAUCUUCACGAUCUGAACAGUGAACCGUAA